Cervus elaphus (red deer) is the source of this 2759-nucleotide messenger RNA. It is a transcript of the gene AGBL4, whose product is annotated as AGBL carboxypeptidase 4. Gene Ontology annotation, biological process: proteolysis. Gene Ontology annotation, molecular function: metallocarboxypeptidase activity; zinc ion binding. Lineage: Eukaryota; Metazoa; Chordata; Mammalia; Artiodactyla; Cervidae. The record is from RefSeq and is a predicted model, not a curated record. Bases 1 to 1485 code for a protein of 494 amino acids. The transcript is spliced from 13 exons.
AUGGCGGAGCGGAGCCAGACGGCGCCUGAGGCAGGCAGUGACAUGGGAAAUGAUGAUGCCAUCGGAGGGAAUGUGAGCAAAUAUCUGGUGCUUCCAACUGGAUACUGUGGACAGCCCAAGAAAGGACAUCUUAUCUUUGAUGCUUGCUUUGAAAGUGGUAACCUUGGACGGGUGGACCAGGUCUCUGAGUUUGAGUAUGAUUUAUUCAUUAGGCCGGACACCUGUAAUCCUCGCUUCCGAGUCUGGUUCAACUUUACUGUUGAAAAUGUGAAAGAAUCACAGAGAGUCAUUUUCAACAUUGUUAACUUCAGCAAAACUAAAAGUCUUUAUAGAGAUGGGAUGGCCCCUAUGGUGAAAUCUACCAGCAGACCAAAAUGGCAAAGACUGCCGCCCAAAAAUGUCUACUACUACCGCUGCCCAGACCAUAGGAAGAAUUAUGUGAUGUCCUUUGCAUUUUGUUUUGACCGAGAAGAAGAUAUUUACCAAUUUGCUUACUGCUACCCUUAUACGUACACUCGCUUUCAGCAUUACCUUGACAGCCUGCAAAAGAGAAACAUGGAUUACUUCUUCCGGGAGCAGCUGGGUCAGAGUGUGCAACAGCGGCAGCUUGAUCUCCUGACGAUAACCAGCCCCGACAACCUUCGGGAGGGGGCAGAGCAGAAGGUGGUAUUCAUCACAGGACGAGUCCACCCAGGGGAAACACCCUCUUCAUUUGUGUGUCAAGGGAUCAUUGACUUCCUCAUAAGCCAGCACCCUAUUGCUCGUGUCCUACGGGAACACCUGGUCUUCAAGAUUGCACCCAUGCUCAAUCCUGAUGGUGUCUACCUGGGCAAUUACAGGUGCUCUCUGAUGGGGUUCGACCUGAACCGCCACUGGCUGGAUCCCUCUCCGUGGGCCCACCCCACCCUGCAUGGGGUGAAACAGCUCAUCAUUCAGAUGUACAACGACCCCAAAACAAGCCUGGAGUUUUAUAUUGACAUCCACGCCCACUCCACCAUGAUGAAUGGUUUCAUGUAUGGCAACAUCUUUGAGGAUGAAGAGCGGUUCCAGAGGCAGGCGGUUUUCCCCAAGCUCCUCUGCCAGAACGCUGAGGACUUCUCCUACUCCAGCACGUCCUUUAAUCGGGAUGCUGUGAAGGCAGGAACUGGCCGUCGCUUCCUCGGCGGGCUGCUGGACCACACUUCUUAUUGCUACACCCUCGAGGUUUCCUUCUACAGCUACAUCAUCGGUGGCACCACAGCUGCUGUGCCCUACACAGAAGAAGCCUAUAUGAAGCUGGGGCGGAAUGUGGCGAGAACAUUUUUGGAUUAUUACCGGCUGAACCCCAUGGUCGAGAAAGUGGCGAUCCCCAUGCCAAGGCUGAGGAAAGGAAAACCCCCUUCCUACAAGCACCCAAUCCUGCGGGGCCCGGCCAGCAACCACCCCAACGGCAAAGGGGACAAGAAGAGCUCAGUGAACCACAAAGACCCUUCAAACUCUUUUUAAGGAUGUGGAGUCCAGGGAGGUCUUGUGGUGACAAGAGCAUGCGUUUUCUGCUGGGCCAUGAAAUUAAUCACCCUAUUCUAGUUUCCAAGAUAAUGACUGUGAGAAAACGUAUAAGCUAGUGAAAGGGAAGGAAAAAGAAUGAGAAAUUUCAUCAUUGAUUUUCCUUUUUACCAUUUGAAAAUCAAUUGUGAGCCUUCAGCUUAAGGCUCAGGAACAAAAUAGAAGACUCAGACCAGAUGAGUACAGCUGCUAAUUUCCACAACACAGACACCCUCACGGGAAGAGAAAAACCCACAUCCCUUCUCUAGUCAGUGCCUUCCAGCCCCUUCACUGUUCGAAGUUGUGCAGUUACUACAGGUGGCUACCUUUUAGGCCACGGUUGUUUACUGUUUUAGAAAUGCAGUAUCCAUAUUUGCUGACCCAAAACAAUACCAUCAACGCAUACAAAGCAAAAGACAAAUGCACCUUUGGGAACAGUGGGUCAGAAUUUUUGAGGUCACGAUGGUCUUAGACAUACAGUCACUUUAUCUAUGAGCUGCAUGCUCCCUGACUGCCCUAAACCCCAGCAUGCAACUUCAGAGAACUGCCCUGAGAGCUAUGUCCCAAUGACCUAGGUAGUUUCGUUGCAACUUUAGCUCCUAAAACAAAAAGUAUUAACUGCACAUUCCAGAAGGUCUCUCUCAUGGUUAAGAUCUCUAGAUCCUAGGAUCUGAGAUCCAAACUGACCACUGAAGAAGAGGAUAUGAAAAAUCUGCCAUAGAGGGGAGGAGGCUGACUGCCAGAGAUAGAAGAUGCAAAAGACAAAAGGAUGCACUCCAAGGCAGGUGGGGUUGGUAAAGUAAAACAACAACAGUGGCAAUUCCCAAGGCAGGGCAAGCUCAGUAUUGUGCAUUUUUCUACAGAGUAAAGUGCCUUUGCAUGAUGAAUGGGUCCAGGGGAGUCGGCUCACUUCCUGUCUGUGAAGCAGCAGGCUGAGUCACCACGACAGCCUGCUAAUUAAAAUGACCUCCUGGAAAUGAGGAUUAGGAGAUAGGGAGAGGAAGGGAGGCUCCGGGGAGAUAGGGCCUUUAGCACAAAGCUUCAGUUUAGCAUUCUUUUGCUUUGGAUUGAAGAUUUUCAAAGUAUGUUAAAAAUUGAGAGCAAAGCUUAUUCUCCCUUUGCUUAUUGCUUUUCAGAAAUGAUUAAAAAAAAAAAAACAACCCAUAUGUUAGUUGGCUACAAAUGUUGUGUUGUAUAUACAGCUUCUCCCCUGGGUUCUUGUUGCCCAAAGGAAC